UUUGUGACUACUUCCUGUUUCCAUUCGGCUCACGAGUCCGUCUUACUCAAUACAGCAACAAGUAUGCAGCUCCACAGCUAAAGUUAACUUUGUUUUCAAACUUUUUGUUUCCACCAUGGGAGACAUGGACACUACUGGGGCCUUUGUUCGCAAGAAAAGGGCUACUUUCGCGGCGGGGCGAGGCGGAGCGAGUCUGCAGCCGAUGAACGGGAAGAACACGGCGGCGUAUUACAGCUCGGUGGCCGCUGCUGACAGUAAGGCAGGCGGUGAGCGGCGGGAAGCCGAUCCCUUGUUGGAAGCGGCCCGCUCUAAAACAAAGAGCGACAAAAAGAAACGCAGCAACGACAUAAAUGACAGAUUUAGCUGUCACAAGCCUCAGGAGUCUCUGCUGAGUUCAUCCAGUGGUUUCAGUAACUACAGGGGGAUUCUCAACUGGUGUGUAGUGAUGUUGGUACUUAGUAAUGCCCGCCUUUUCCUCGAAAACCUUUUAAGGUACGGGGUCCUGGUGGACCCGAUUCAAGUGGUUUCCUUAUUUCUGAAAGACCCCUACAGCUGGCCAGCGGUGUGCCUUGUAAUUGCGUCCAAUGUGUUUAUUGUGGUUGCUCUUUAUACGGAGAGGCAGUUGUCCAAGGGUUCAUUCAGCGAGCGCGUGGGCUUACUUGUUCACUUUGUUAAUAUGGCGGUCAUGCUAACAUUCCCCGCUGCAGUGGUCCUCGCCGUGCCCUCCAUGACCCCAGUUGGUGGUGCCUUCGUAUUGGGUACUUACACCAUUCUCUUCCUAAAGCUGUACUCCUAUAAAGACGUCAACCUGUGGUGUAGGGAGCUGAGCCGUAUGAAGGCGAAGAAACUGGCGAGAUCACUGUCUUGUCCAUCACCACAGUACUCCAAUGGAGAUGACUGUAAGGUGUGUUACCCUGGCAACCUCACCAUCAGAGACUUGUACUACUUUACCUUUGCUCCGACGCUGUGCUACGAGCUCAACUUUCCUCGCUCUCCCAAGAUACGCAUGAGUUUCCUCCUGAGGAGACUUUUUGAAAUGCUGUUCCUCAUCCAGAUGUUAGUUGGUCUUACUCAACAGUGGAUGAUUCCAAUCAUUCAAAGCUCCAUGAAGCCACUUGAGGACAUGGAUCUAUCUCGCAUGAUUGAGAGACUUUUGAGAUUGGCUGUUCCCAACCACUUGCUUUGGUUGAUGUUUUUUUACUGGUUCUUUCACUCAUCUUUGAACUUCACAGCUGAGCUUUUGCGCUUCGGAGACCGACAGUUCUACAAAGACUGGUGGAACUCCGAGUCGGUGACAUUUUUCUGGCAGAACUGGAACAUCCCCGUUCACAAGUGGUGUCUCCGGCACUUUUACAAGCCGUUACUGAGGAGAGGUUUUAGUAAGAUAGUCAGCCAAUCAGCAGUCUUCUUCUUGUCCGCUUUCUUCCAUGAGUACCUGGUGAGUGUCCCUCUGAGGAUGUUCCGACUGUGGGCCUUCACGGGCAUGAUGGCUCAGCUUCCAUUAGCCUGGCUUGUUGGUCACUACCUGCGUGGCAACUAUGGCAAUGCUGCAGUGUGGAUAUCGCUCAUAAUUGGUCAACCAUUUGCUGUCCUCAUGUACGUCCAUGACUACUACGUCCUUCACCACAGGCAAGAAGCUGACUGAUUGUUUACCUCUUUGUAGACAGAUUUUAGGUAUUUUUUGCAAUUACAACUCGACAGCUUCUCAUUUGGGUCAUCCAUUCGAGCAUAAUUUUUUUACAUGCAUCCAUCCAUUUUCUACCGAUUGUCCCUUUCAUUAUGAAGUAUUUAAAAAUGUUAAGAAUGACACAUCCUUUCCCAUAUUUGUGAAAUGUCUGAUCAUGUACAUCAGGGGUGUCAAAAUCAAGGCCCGCAGGCCAGAUCUGGAAUUAUCUAUGAUAUGAUUAUGAAUGAUAUUUGAUUAGUAUUAGAACCGGCCCGCAGGCCACAGCCGCCUGCUGCUGUUUUGCACGCACCAAUACUCCAUCAGUGUUGGCGCUAGGAAUUUUCCAAAUGGGGUCCCAGUGGCCCCAUCAAGUCAUAAAAAUGGGGUCCCACAGUAAAUAUUUGGGUUCCCACUUUUUUGUAAGCGUUUUGAAAACAAAUGAUAAAUGUAUGCAUUAUCCUGUUAUAUCUCACAUUCUACAUUGUGUUUUGGAAAAAGGUUGUCAUAAACAUUACUUAAUUCGUUAAAAAAAAUUUUACAAAAGAAAACAUUUUUAUGCAUAUGUAAAUGUAUUCAGUUAUAAACAUUCAUUCACUUUCUUCUUUCCUUCAUGGAUCUAAACUUUACUGCUUUCGGUAUGUUUUUCUAUAUUUUUAUUGUAAUAUUUUCAGAAUGUGUUUGUUCUAUUUUUGGCCAAAGUAAAACAAAGAAAACAAUCUGAAGUUGUCUAUAUUUUUUAGUUUCAGUGCCAUGAUUUUAAUAGCGUGCACAGAUUUCCCUCCAUGCAGCCCCUGAGCUAAAAUGAGUUUGACACCCCUGCUUUACAUGAACAUUGCUGUCCUCAUGUGUGCACUGUGCAAGAGUGGAACAUAUCUUCAACUAAAAGUCAUGUCUAACUCACCCUACGGUAGAGGCUUUUAUUGUACAUGCAUACAAGCAGCAACUUUUCUGCAGAUUGGUCUCGAAACAAUUUAGUAAGACAACAUAGAAAGAGAAACAACACACCUAAAACUAUGGCCAUUAUGCUGCUGUGAAAAAAUGUUUCUCCAUAAUAAUACCUUAAAUUGUGUUGCUCUAUUAUUCUGGUACAUUUUAAACACAAUUCUUAUGAGGACAUAUUUGUCGGCUUUUUUGUUGGGGUACAAAGGGGAAUGAUGUUUGGGGUUUUUUAUGUACAAUGUUGACUGUUUGAAGUGCCUUGGUAGACAUAAUACUGUACUUGUGUUAAAGGGCUUUACUCUGUCCAGUUUUACUGUGAAAUGAGCACUAAAAUUAAACAAUAUAUGCUGGUUAGACAUUUUAAGGUACACUUUAUCCAUCCAUCUGUUUAUAUUUUUGUCAUAUUUCUUUCAAGAAACUCAUGUAAACUGGUCAUUGCUUUAGUGGCCUUGUCAAUUGUUUUAUACAAUAAAUGAGAC
Messenger RNA from Entelurus aequoreus (snake pipefish), 3084 nucleotides. It is a transcript of the gene dgat1b, whose product is annotated as diacylglycerol O-acyltransferase 1b. Gene Ontology annotation, cellular component: endoplasmic reticulum membrane. NCBI's taxonomy places the organism in Eukaryota, Metazoa, Chordata, Actinopteri, Syngnathiformes, Syngnathidae. Gene Ontology annotation, molecular function: diacylglycerol O-acyltransferase activity. The record is from RefSeq and is a predicted model, not a curated record. The transcript is spliced from 17 exons. Gene Ontology annotation, biological process: triglyceride biosynthetic process. Bases 116 to 1645 code for a protein of 509 amino acids.